UUCACAGCCGGGCGCCCACUGUGCAUGUCUGCAGUCUCUGGUCAUCUCCUGUACUAUGUCCGCAGUCUCUGGUCAUCUCCUGUACUAUGUCCGCAGUCUCUGGUCAUCUCCUGUGCUGUGUCCGCAGUCUCUGGUCAUCUCCUGUGCUGUGUCCGCAGUCUCUGGUCAUCUCCUGUGCUGUGUCCGCAGUCUCUGGUCAUCUCCUGUGCUGUGUCCGCAGUCUCUGGUCAUCUCCUGUGCUGUGUCCGCAGUCUCUGGUCAUCUCCUGUGCUGUGUCUGCAGUCCAUUGGUUCAGAAUAUUUUUUUCCUUGUUUUCCUCCUCUAAAACCUAGGUGUGUCUUAUGGAGCGAAAAAUACGGUAGAUUCCUUUACUACUACCUCUAAGUGAGGUUGGUCAGUCUCAAGUCUCCUUUGGUC
Messenger RNA from Staurois parvus, 417 nucleotides. The record is from the annotation of a GenBank genome assembly. NCBI's taxonomy places the organism in Eukaryota, Metazoa, Chordata, Amphibia, Anura, Ranidae.